CGCAGUGGCGGCGGAGCGAACUGUUGCCCCCGGUUACCGUGGCGAUGGCCAGCGGCGGAGGGUCCAUGUACCUGCUUCUGGGGGGUUCUGGCGUGGGCAAGACGCUGCUGGUCAAGCGACUGCAGAAGCUGAGCUCCAAGGAUGGUGCCAAAGACCUUGGGGAGCCUCCAUCCACAUUACCCACGGUAGGCACAAACCUUACAGACCUUUUGAUAGGAAAGAAGAUCACAGUUCGGGAAUUGGGGGGAUGCAUGGGCCCCAUCUGGUCCAGUUACUACAGUGACUGCUGCUGUGUCCUGUAUAUGAUUGAUGCUGCCAAGCCUACUCAGAUUUCUUCAUCUUGCGUCCAACUUUUGUCACUCCUUUCUGCUGAAGAGCUCAUGUCAGCUCCUGUCCUCAUCAUUUUCAACAAGAUUGAUCUGCCCUGCUACAUGUCCCUGGUGGAGAUGAAGUCGUUAUUUCGAAUCCAGGAUAUCAUUGCCUGUGCCAAACAACCCAUCACUGUUGUGGAGACGAGUGCUCGUGAUGGCACUGGAUUAUCCAAUGUGAUGCAGUGGUUUCAUUCUACUCUGCAUGAUUAAUGCUCACCCCUCUCAGAAGCUGGAGAUGUCUCUUAAAUUACAUACCUUUAUUAGAGAAGGAAGAGAGGAAAAACAGGCAACAGUUUCCAAGGUACUGAAUUAGAAUGCAUCAGCAAGCAGAACUGACUGUCUUCUGGAGGCAGUGGGAGCAACAUUGCUGCCAUGGAUUUUGAUGUCAUUUGAACUUGAAAGUAAAUAUUUUUGUAUUUGGGUCA
Molecule: messenger RNA, 796 nt
Organism: Varanus komodoensis (Komodo dragon)
Lineage: Eukaryota; Metazoa; Chordata; Lepidosauria; Squamata; Varanidae
Gene: ARL16
Product: ADP ribosylation factor like GTPase 16
Exons: 5
Coding region: 45-581 (178 amino acids)
Molecular function (GO): GTPase activity; GTP binding
Source: RefSeq, a predicted model, not a curated record